AUGUAUGCAUGCAAUUUAUUUAUGCAUCUAUUGUUGUUGUUGUUCAGUUGCCAAGUCUAUUGUUGUUGUUGUUCAGUUGCCAAGUCUGUUGUUGUUGUUGUUCAGUUGCCAAGUCGUGUCCAACUGUUUAACCCAGGCGCCCAGGACAUGGUCGCUGUCCACAUGCUCCGGCUUUAUGAGAAAUACAGCCGAAGGGGCGCGAGGCCGGGAGGGGGCAACACGGUCCGCAGUUUCCGUGCCCGGCUGGAAGUGGUCAACCAGAAGGCCGUGUAUUUCUUCAACCUGACUUCCAUGCAAGAUUCAGAAAUGAUUCUGACGGCCACAUUCCACUUCUACUCAGAACCACGGUGGCCCCCGGCGCGUGAAGUACCCUGCAAACAGCGGGCCAAGAAUGCAUCCUGCCGCCUGCUGCCCCCUGGCCCACCCGCACGCCAGCACUUGCUCUUCCGCAGCCUCUCGCAGAACACGGCUACUCAGGGGCUGCUCCGUGGGGCCAUGGCCCUGCCGCCCCCGCCACGAGGCCUGUGGCAGGCCAAGGACAUCUCCCUCAUUGUCAAGGCGGCCCGCCGGGAUGGCGAGCUGCUCCUGUCUGCUCAGCUGGAUUCUGGGGAGAAGGACAUGGGGGUACCCAGGCUCAGCCCUCACGCACCCUACAUUCUUAUCUAUGCCAAUGACCUGGCCAUCUCAGAGCCCAACAGCGUGGCGGUGACACUGCAGAGAUACGAUCCCUUCCAGGCUGGGGACCCAGAGCCUGGUGCAGCCCCCAACAGCUCAGCAGACCCCCGAGUGCGCCGGGCCACGCAGGCCACCGGGCCCCUCCAGAAUAAUGAGCUGCCUGGGCUGGAUGAGAGGCCAGAACAUGCCCCUCACGCCCAGCACUACCACAAGCACGAGCUGUGGCCCAGCCCCUUCCGUGCACUGAAGCCACGGCCAGGCCGCAAGGACCGCAGGAAGAAGGGCCAGGAUGUGUUCAUGGCCUCCUCACAGGUGCUGGACUUUGACGAGAAGACGAUGCAGAAAGCCCGGAAGAAGCAAUGGGAUGAGCCACGGGUCUGUUCCCGGAGGUAUCUGAAGGUGGACUUCGCGGACAUAGGGUGGAAUGAAUGGAUCAUCUCACCCAAGUCUUUCGACGCCUACUACUGCUCAGGAGCCUGCGAGUUCCCCAUGCCCAAGAUGGUCCGCCCAUCCAACCACGCCACCAUCCAGAGCAUCGUCAGGGCCGUGGGCAUCGUCCCAGGCAUCCCAGAGCCGUGCUGUGUUCCCGACAAGAUGAGCUCUCUUGGGGUCCUUUUCCUGGAUGAGAACCGGAACGUGGUUCUGAAGGUGUACCCCAACAUGUCUGUGGAGACCUGUGCCUGCCGGUAA
Messenger RNA from Rangifer tarandus platyrhynchus (Svalbard reindeer), 1365 nucleotides. The record is from the annotation of a GenBank genome assembly. Lineage: Eukaryota; Metazoa; Chordata; Mammalia; Artiodactyla; Cervidae.